Molecule: messenger RNA, 1799 nt
Organism: Vigna unguiculata (cowpea)
Lineage: Eukaryota; Viridiplantae; Streptophyta; Magnoliopsida; Fabales; Fabaceae
Gene: BGLU42
Product: beta glucosidase 42
Biological process (GO): cellulose catabolic process
Molecular function (GO): beta-glucosidase activity
Source: RefSeq, a predicted model, not a curated record
UUGUGUGUGAGUGGAGGAUCGUGUCAUAGCUUGAGUUGAGUCUAUAAAAACCGUUAACGAAAAGCAGAAGAAUCGUUGGAAUCACUGAACUGAAGAGGACGGUGCUGAGAGAGCGAGUUGAGAAGAAUGGUGAAGAGAGAGGAGUUCCUCAGAGAGAAUGACCACAACGAAGACGCUUCUGUCUCGCGCAACGACUUCCCUCCCAACUUCGUCUUCGGAGUUGCCACUUCUGCAUACCAGAUAGAAGGUGGUUGCAAGGAGGGUGGUAGAGGUCCUAGCAUAUGGGAUGCAUUCUCACACAUUGAUGGAAAUAUUAUUGACAAAAGCAAUGGCGAUGUUGCAGUUGAUCAUUAUCAUCGGUACAUGGAAGAUAUUGAUCUAAUAGCCAAGUUGGGAUUUGAUGCUUACAGAUUUUCAAUUUCGUGGUCUCGUAUUUUUCCUGAUGGCUUAGGAACCAAAAUCAAUGACGAAGGGAUAACUUUUUAUAACAACAUUAUAAAUGCUCUUCUUGAAAGAGGCAUACAACCUUAUGUAACUUUGUAUCAUUGGGAUCUUCCUCUGCAUCUUCAUGAAACAAUGGGAGGAUGGUUAAAUAAACAAAUCAUAGAGUAUUUUGCUGUUUAUGCAGACACUUGCUUUGCAAGUUUUGGUGAUAGAGUGAAGAACUGGAUGACUAUUAAUGAGCCACUUCAAACUGCGGUCAAUGGAUAUGAUACUGCAAUUUUUGCUCCAGGAAGAUGUCAGAAUACUCGUAUAGAGCCCUAUUUGGCAGCACAUCAUCAGAUUUUAGCUCAUGCAGCAGCUGUUUCCAUAUACCGAAACAAGUACAAGGAAAAACAAGGGGGACAAGUGGGCAUCGUGGUAGAUUGUGAAUGGGCAGAGGCUAACUCUGAUAAGAUUGAAGAUAAAUCUGCUGCUGCAAGGCGCCUGGAUUUUCAGAUUGGAUGGUACUUGCAUCCACUAUAUUUCGGAGACUAUCCUGAGUCUAUGCGUGAACGACUUGGAGACCAGCUUCCCAAGUUCUCUGACGAGGAUAAGAAACUUCUCUUGAAUAAACUGGACUUUAUUGGUCUAAAUCACUAUACAUCAAGGUUUAUUUCUCACGUGACAGAAAACGCUGGAGGAAACUACUACUACAAGGUGCAGGAAGCAAAAAGGACUGUGGAAUGGGAAGGUGGCGAGACCAUAGGUGAGAAGGCAGCAUCAGAGUGGCUUUAUGUUGUUCCCUGGGGUAUACGGAAGGUUCUCAAUUACGUAUCACAAAAUUAUGCUACUCCCAUAUUUGUCACAGAGAACGGUAUGGAUGACGAAGAUAGUGAUACCUUGCCGCUACAUGAGAUGCUAGAUGACAAACUUAGAGUUCGCUAUUUCAAGGGAUAUCUUGCAUCAGUUGCUCGGGCUAUAAAGGAUGGAGUAGAUGUGAGAGGCUACUUUGCGUGGUCUUUACUGGACAACUUUGAAUGGGCUCAAGGUUAUACCAAACGCUUUGGAUUGGUGUAUGUAGACUAUCAAAAUGGACUCAGCAGACACCCCAAGUCAUCUGCGUAUUGGUUUUCACGGUUUCUGAAAGCUGGUGAAAACAAGAAUGGUAAAGAACAGUAAUUGACUUUCUUCACUGCCUCUUGCUACCUACAAGGAAUUCAAUAAAAUAUGAACAAAUUCCACCCAUAUCACUAGUUGGAAGCUUUGUGUGUUAUGUAAUGUCAUUUCUCUACAUUUUCAUUUUUUCUGACUAUCCAACUUCAUUACCAAGUUUGUGAAAACCCUCUUAUUUUUAUAUUUAUUUGUCUUGCUUUUUA